Pararge aegeria (speckled wood butterfly) is the source of this 2770-nucleotide messenger RNA. RefSeq names its product glycosylphosphatidylinositol anchor attachment 1 protein (gene GAA1). Gene Ontology annotation, biological process: attachment of GPI anchor to protein. The transcript has 11 exons. The record is from RefSeq and is a predicted model, not a curated record. Gene Ontology annotation, cellular component: membrane; GPI-anchor transamidase complex. The coding region runs from base 113 to 2305 and encodes 730 amino acids. Lineage: Eukaryota; Metazoa; Arthropoda; Insecta; Lepidoptera; Nymphalidae.
UGUUAUUUUUUAAAUACAAAUAAAUUAUAUCUCCAUGUAAUAAAAUCUAAAUCGUAGAGAAUUUUGCACUCUACGUAUAAAAAUCUUCUUUGAAUUCUACAUCCCUUAAAAAAUGGGUCUUUUAUCGGAUCCGGAGUAUGGGUCAGUGAAAUGGGUUAAGAUGCUUAAAAGAAUCAACUUUCCACUGUGUUGCCUCUGCUAUGUUGGUUCAAUAAUCUGGUUUUUAACGCUCGCUCAUCGUGACUUCAACAACGAGACAUACUUUUCCGAAAACGCCUUAUUACCUGGAUUGGUUACUAAUGAAUUUAACGGAGAACAAUCUGCUAAUAAAUUCUUCACCGAAUUCCUUCAGGAACUCGAGGAUAAAUAUGAAGAAACUGAUGAGAUGCCAGUGCCAUGGCUUGUUGGCAAGAUGUCGCAGUUAGGUUUGGAAGUGCACACACAUAACUUCAGCCUAAACUAUCCAUUUGGACAGGGACAGACUUACAAUGGCAUAAAUGUAUAUGGCAUUCUCCGAGCUCCACGCACAUCUUCUUUGGAAGCAUUGGUUGUUUCAGUUCCGUAUCGUUCACUCUCUAAUCAUCAGAAAGGAACAGGAGCUGGUAUUGCAUUAAUGCUAGCACUUGCCCAGUUUGCUAGACUGCAAAACUACUGGGCAAAAGACAUAAUAUUUCUUAUUACGGAACAUGAACAACUUGGAAUGCAAGCUUGGCUGGAAGCUUAUCAUGGAUUACAGAGGGAAUCUUCCAGCUUCUAUACAACUCUUGGUAGUUUCUGGCAACCUGGCCUGGAUUUAGGGAAGCUUAAGAAAGGUUUUGAAUGGAUAACAACAGAUCAUAGUAAAUCCCUGGAUCCUGGUGUUUUGAAGGGACGCUCAGGAUCAAUACAGGCAGCCAUUAAUUUGGAGUUCCAUACACCUAAAAUUAAGUAUGUAGAAGUAAAAGUGGAAGGAUUAAAUGGACAACUUCCAAAUCUGGAUUUAGUGAAUUUAGUUCACAAAUUGUGUGUUAAAUCUGGCAUACAUCAUUCAUAUAAAAAUAGCUACUCCUGGAUUCGUUCUCGCAAUGUUAUCGAAGAAUGGGUUAACAAUAUUUGGACCAUGUUGGGCAUGGCCUCUGCACAAAUUGCUGGGGUACCAAACGGCAACCACGGUCUUUUUCACCGUUUCGGAAUUGAAGCCGUAACCCUCGAGGGUCGUGAACUAAACGACCCUGCUGGUGAACCUCCCAGGGUCCAGUCUCUUAGUACCGGGAAUUUUUACAGACUCGGCUCAGCUUUAGAAAGUAUAUUGCGUUCUCUGAACAAUCUUUUGGAAAGAUUUCAUCAAAGUUAUUUCUUCUAUAUGCUAGCGGCUACGAAUCGGUAUAUUUCUAUUGGUCAAUACAUGCCCUCACUCUGUCUUUUAUGCGGUGCAAUGUUAAUACGGGCUCUUAGUCUGUGGGUAACACUACAAAAUGAUGAUGAACAAACUGAAAGCCAACCAGACAAAAACGAUAACAAAGGUUUGAAAGUAAAAGAAUUGAGUGAAGUAUUAGAAGCCGACACAGAUAAAAAAGAGGUUGAUAAUGUAGACGGAGAAAAGGAAAAAUUGAUGAAAGAAAAAGAUCUAAUAAAAAACAAGACAGUUGUGCAAGUCAACCUUAAUGUAGUUAACGUUGGUGGAAACUACCUAUUGGUACAUGUUUUGGGUUUUGUCGUUAUGAAUUCGCCACAAAUUUUCAAUUACAUCGGUGCAACCUAUUUCGAUCAACCAUCCGAAGUAUCUGUCUUCUAUGGCCUAAUAUCAUUAUCAGUUUUCCUGAUCUUCCUCACGCCAUUUUUAUUACGUUUCCCAUCGACGCCUCUAACAUUUGAAGAAAUGUCUAUAAUUAAUAUUUUACUUCUAAUAGAAUUGGCAACUGCGUGUUUAGCUAUUGGAAUGCACAAUUACCCUUUAGGAUUGUGUAUCGCUGUCGUAUAUACGCCUCUGGCUUUGUUGGUUGAGGUUGUGGGCGAUGAUAACGAAAAACUGAGUACCAUAGCCCUGUUCUUGAAAAGGCUUCUUUGCAUCCUCCUUCAGCCAUUGUUUGCGGUUUCCAUCGCGUUGAUGCUAUAUUCCUGGGUUCUUUUCCCGGAAGAGGGGAUUGUUGGAAUGCUCAGCAGAGGUCGGGAUGCAGCCGUGCAGGCAGUUAUGUUCUCUAUCGUUGAUUCUAUGAUCUAUGGCAACUGGCUGUUUAACGUCGGGACUACAAUAAUAUUACCAACAUGGAUUCUUUUUUGGCAAAUAUUAUGUAAUAGGGUCACACGAAUUAGUAUAACGAACUAAUUUAACACUUACACCUACUUAUUAUUAUGCUCGUUUUUCUAUAGAAGGACAAGGCAAUGCCUUGGUAGGUAACGCCUAAUCAGAGAAGAUUCCUAAGCAUUCAUUUACCUUUCAUUUUCACUAGGCAACUCAUAACCUAACUUGUUUGUGGUUCUUGCCACAAGGUGUGGUAUUUUAUGUUUGUUUCAUCAUACUGUAUAUUUUUUCUAUUUCGUAUUUAAGGUUAUUAAAAAAACCGAUUUUACAUUUUUUUCAUCUGCUAAUUGUCAGGUUAUGAGUCCUCCUAACUUUGCCAAUCCUUUAGACGGCGCUUAACGUCGUUAGACAUUACAAUAAGAGUUCGUAGAAAACACAUAAUUCUCUAGGCAUCCGAUUGAGGCGAUACCUAGUGAAAACGGGCAUUAGUCAUCUAAAUAAUGUUUUAAGUGUGAUUGGUUUACAUUCCAAAGACUAUUAAAGUAUAAU